AUUUUUAGGUUAGUAACAAUCUCCCUACUUGACUUGCUUUAUUUCAUUUCUCACGUUUUUACCUUCAAAAAACCAAAACAGUCUAUUAAAAUAGUAAAUUACAACGUAACUGAAAACCAUGGCUGAAGAAGAGAAUGUAAACGGCAAUAUAGACGAAGAUUUACCCGACAACAAUGAGAAAUCACAGAAAAAGUCUGCCAAAUAUGAUUCGGGAGCUGCCGAUCUUGAAAAAGUCACAGAUUAUGCCGAAGAAAAAGAAAUCUCCACGCAGAAUUUUGCGGGCGCCAUUUCCGCUAUUGGUGAUCAACGAAAUAAAGAAGCACUGGAGAAGCAGGCACGCGAAAAAGAGCUGUUGAAGGUCUCAAUCAAGAAGGAAGAUGUUGACUUGAUUGUCAGAGAAAUGGAAAUUUCGCGUACAAUUGCUGAACGAACGCUGCGAGAGUAUCAUGGAAAUGUUGUGAACGCGCUUAUUGCAUUAACCAACUAAUAUUAAGAAUAAAGUCAAUACAUUUAUAA
Molecule: messenger RNA, 516 nt
Organism: Dalotia coriaria
Lineage: Eukaryota; Metazoa; Arthropoda; Insecta; Coleoptera; Staphylinidae
Product: huntingtin-interacting protein K
Exons: 1
Coding region: 119-487 (122 amino acids)
Biological process (GO): protein stabilization; negative regulation of apoptotic process
Source: RefSeq, a predicted model, not a curated record